AUGGAAGAGAGUGAGAAAACGCCGCAAAUCGUGCAAGUUCUGGAAGCUUUGAAACAAGCGACACACGACAUCCAACGACACCACACCUCGGAUUCUCCGGCAGUGAAGGCGCUUCUGGAGCUGCAACCCAUUCUCUCCUCGUCGGACCCCAACCUCUGCGCGCUUUCCGAGCACCUUAAUCACCUCAAAACCCUCAUCCACUCUCUCAACAAUUCCAAGGGCCUCCGAUCCUUCCUCACGCGCCCCCUCUCCACGCACUCACUCUCCCGCCUCGCCGCCUCUAUCGAGUACGAAAUCCAAGGAUGGAUUGACCGCGAAACGCUCCUCGCCCUCUCUACUUCGCUACGAAACCCUAACGAGAAUAUUAACGAGUUGGUCGCGAUGUUGACUCAGUUCCGGGACCGAGUCUCCCAGGGGUUUAACCGCGAGUUGCAGGAUUUGGUUCUCAAGCUCAAGCUCUUCUCCUCGUUGGAAACGAUUCUCCUCGAUGAAAAGUGUGCUGACCGGGUUCGCGAGCAGGCAGGUUUGGCCGUUGCGGCGCUGAUCGGGUUCAACAAAGACGUGUUCGUGGGCCAAGUUCUGAUGGGCCCAACAGUGCGGGCUUUGGUGUCGAUGGGCUCUGUGCUCUCGCUGGAGGUGCUCUGCUCGCUGAUCAGGUCCAUUAGGUCCCCUCUGGUGGACGAGAUCGAAUCGAACGGCGAGAUUCCGAGGGUGAUGGCGCUGUUGAAUUCGGCGGAUCUGCAGCUGCAGGUGCUGGCGUUGAAGUGCGUGAUGGAGAUUGGGUACUUCGGGCGCAAGGAAGCGGUGGAGGCUAUGGUGAAGGAGGGUUUGUUGGAGAAGCUGGUAGAGUUGCAGAGGUCGGAGAACGGUGGUGAUUUGAUUGAGAUUGGGAAGGAAAGGGUUAGUGCGGUUUUGGAAAGACACCCUUUUGCAAGCUGCGUGGCGAGGUUUGCGGUGCAGUUGGAGGUUGGGGAAGGGUUGCGGCAGAGAGAGAAGAGGGCUUUCAAACCGGAGAUUCUAGUGCGAGUUAGAAAGGCCUCUGUUUCUGAUGCCGAAGCUGCCACCAUUGCUGCCGAGGUUUUGUGGGGUUCUUCGCCAUAG
Sphenostylis stenocarpa is the source of this 1101-nucleotide messenger RNA. The record is from the annotation of a GenBank genome assembly. NCBI's taxonomy places the organism in Eukaryota, Viridiplantae, Streptophyta, Magnoliopsida, Fabales, Fabaceae.